CUGAAUCAGACAUUCCCACUCUCUAGAGUGUAUCCCAGCCGUAAGUCGCGGACGAAUUACCAUCUGAAAAGCGUGCUGCUUUAAAUCGGAUCCGCCCCGAAGGGAUUUUAGAAGAAUAAGCCGCGGCUCCACGUAUAUAUAGAAUGCACUCGGGUGCCAUAUACGACACUCCGGCGAUUCGUUUUCACCGAGAAACGUCGAGGAUGGUUCGCAACGAUCGUGAAAGUUUCCCUAAAACGCGGGCCUGUAUUUUUAUGCUCGUAUUGAGCGACGUUUUAGUGAACGGUUGCCUGAUUACCAACUGCAACAAGGGCGGCAAACGCAGCGGGAAAUUCGACCUAGCGGAGGGCUUUAAGUCGUGCGUAUCAUGCGGACCGAAUAACGCGGGCAAGUGCUUCGGUCCGAUGGUGUGUUGCGGCCCGUUCGGUUGCCUCAUAGGCACCCCGGAAUCGCUGAAGUGCCAAAGAGAGGGGCAGUUUCAUGAGAAAGAGCCGUGCGUCGCAGGUUUUGCUAAUUGUAGGAAAAACACGGGGCGUUGCGCCACCGACGGUGUAUGCUGCAGUCAAGAAUCGUGCCACAUCGACAAGCAGUGUUCGCUCGUCGAGGAUAAACGCAUUCUUUUGGACGCCAACGCAUUGGACUUAUACGGUUUUUACAUGAACGAAGCUGUGGUUUAGACUGCCAGCGCUUUUACUCACCGGA
Cylas formicarius (sweet potato weevil) is the source of this 702-nucleotide messenger RNA. RefSeq names its product oxytocin-neurophysin 1-like (gene IT). Gene Ontology annotation, cellular component: secretory granule; extracellular region. Lineage: Eukaryota; Metazoa; Arthropoda; Insecta; Coleoptera; Brentidae. The transcript is spliced from 4 exons. The record is from RefSeq and is a predicted model, not a curated record. Bases 144 to 677 code for a protein of 177 amino acids. Gene Ontology annotation, molecular function: neurohypophyseal hormone activity.